GCCAAGGUGGAAAGGAUGGGAAUGGGAGAAUAAGGUGGGGAAAUGCCAGUUUUUAGGUAUAUAAGUAUUGUGAUGGCUGGCAUUACACAGUCUAUCAGUGACUUUUCAGAUUGCUGUAAUCAAAAAGUACUGUGGCCAGGUUGUCUGGGUAUAAACCGGUACCAGAAUUUACACCAAACUCAAGCCAGAGCCCGAUUCUUUAAAGGAAAUGGUUUAGAAUGGAUUAUCCACACCCCAGUCAGGCACUCCCUGCCUGGGGAACCUGUGCUCCUUCUACUCUUGCACUGAGGGAAUUAGCUCCCAUGAAGCUUUCUCCCCCAUUGGAGGCUGUGAAAUGCUGCCUUACUGCAUCCUGGUUUGCAGAACCGUUUCAUGCUGAGUCACAGAAUCCACAGACCUCAAUAUUUCACCUCCUGGAAGGUGGACCCAAGCUCAGCUGCAGUAGAUAUUAGUGGAUGUCCAGGCAACAGGCCAAGGAGAGGCACCCCUUGCCCCCAUUAGGUCUUCACUUCACAUUAACUGAUACACUGCUUCUCCAGAGGCAGCUUUUUGGCCACUGCUGGGCUCUCUUCCCCACCUUCUCUUUUUUCCCCUCCCCUUUUCUGAGGCACAGUACAGCUUUAAGAGGACGUCUAGCAGAUGCAGACGUGAACAUCUGGGCAGUGUUAGUAGAGUCUCAGAGGAUGCAGGAACAAACCACUUGCUUUGGAAAAGCUAAAGCACAAGUUUCCUGAACAAGCUGAGAGGAAAGAGACAGAGAGGACAGUGAGCGGAGAAAAGAAGUAGACUCCAGUGGUUUGUGGUUUCUGCUGCUUUCUGGGUUCCUGGAGCUGUAGUCUGCCUGCUAACAAUCAGAGAGCUCUGCUGGCCACAAGUUCUCCCUGCUACGGCUCAGCAAUCCUCACACACUGGGAUGGCACAAGAAACUGCCCCACUCCUGCUGCUUUUCCUCACAAAGCUGGUAUCCUCCACCUGGCAUGAAGGCUCUGGCUACCAUGCUGCUGAGGCAUACAACAAUGAAGUGUAUGUAGAGGAGACACCCCACACUCCAACCCUGGACUACCGAGUGCCUCAGUGGUGCUACCCAUUAAGCAUCCACCAUGGAGAGGCAAUCUGCUACUCCCCCCGGGGAGGGAAUUACCGCAGCAGCCUGGGGACACGCUGUGAACUGUCCUGUGAUCGAGGCUUCCGGCUCUUCGGGCAGAGGUCGGUGCAGUGCUUGCCAAGCCGUCACUGGUCUGGGAUGGCCUACUGCAGACAGAUCCGGUGCCACGUGCUGCUAGCAUUGCACUAUGGUUCCUACCAGUGCACAGCAGGGGUACUGGUGGACUCUCGAUGUGAUUAUGCCUGCCUCCCAGGGUACCAGCUGGAGGGCGACCGCACACGGAUGUGUAUGGAAGAUGGGCGAUGGAGUGGCAGUGAGCCAAUCUGUGUAGACAUUGAGCCCCCCAAGAUCCGAUGUCCUGACUCACGAGAGAGGAUAGCAGAGCCAGAGAAGCUGACAGCCACUGUGUACUGGGACCCCCCUCAUGUGAAGGACUCUGCUGAUGGCAUCAUCAAACGUGUGACACUGCGGGGCCCAGAACCUGGCUCUGAGUUUCCAGAAGGGGAGCAUGUUAUUCGUUACACCGCCUACGAUCAGGCUUAUAACCGAGCCAGCUGCAAAUUUGUCAUUAGAGUUCAAGUGAGCCGCUGCCCUGUGCUAAAGCCACCGCAGAAUGGCUACCUCAGCUGCACCUCUGCAGGCAAUAACUAUGGCGCCAUGUGCAACUACUUCUGUGAUGGGGGCUAUGAUCGCCAAGGAAUCCCCUCACGCAUCUGUCAGUCCAGUCACCAGUGGUCAGGAUCACAGCCUACUUGUGUGCCAAUGCAGAUCAAUGUGGAUGUGAACUCAGCAGCGAGCCUCCUUGAUCAGUUCUUUGAGAAACGCCGGCUCCUGAUUGUCUCUGCUCCUGAUCCCUCUGACCGUUUCUACAAGAUGCAGAUUGCUAUGCUGCAGCAAGCCACCUGUGGGCUGGACCUACGUCACAUCACCAUCAUCGAGCUGGUGGGGCAGCCUCCCUCUGAGGUGGGACGCAUCCAGGAACAGCAGCUGUCAGCCAGCAUCAUUGAGCAGCUCAGGCAGUUCUUGCAGAUCACCCGCUCCCGCUUUAACAUGGUGCUGGUGGACAAACAGGGUACGGAUCGUGAGCGCUUCAUCGAGCCGAUUGACACUGACCAGCUCUUCGACUUCAUUGACACUUACCUGCUGAGCAGCCAGGAGGCCACCCGGCAUGCAGAAAACAGGGACUUGUGCGAGUGAGCUAGUGCUGCAAUGGCAGGGCGGGGGGGGAAGCUUAGCAUUGGCCACUGGGGGAAAAUGAUGUCCUGCCCCCUCCUGAAACUCAGAUCCCCCACAGCCUCAGAGGACAGGGUUCCUUCACUGCUUUUUAGCUCUCCAUAGUGAAAGAAGCAGCAGAGUCAAAGGUCAAGAAUGUUCAUGGUGGAAAGGGACCAGCUGGUUCAAGCUGCUAGCACACUAGCCUUUCACAAGGAGGCUGAGAAAAUACAUUUGGGCACUGUCUCCUCCUUCCCACCCUGCCCAUUCAGCUACUGCUUAGGCCCAAGUGAUGAAGUAGCAGGGAAACAGCAGGUCAGGCAGGAGGAUCUGGGGCUAUGUCAAGCCUGGUGGUACCUGGCAGAAGUAUAGCAGCAGCAUAUGCUCUUGAUUGGUCUUUUUCCAACCCGCCUUAUUUCUUAAAUGCCCAAGUUAUGUAAAAUACAGCAAGUGUGCUAUGAGAGUAGGUCAGCACCUGACAACAGGGCUACCCAGAGCAGCGCAGGCUGGAGCACUGCUCCCAUGAGGGGCCUGUGCAGCACUAGAGAGAUUUGGAACAGUUUCCCCUGGGAAGAAGAUGUCUGUUUGAUGUUUGAGAACAUUUAGCAGGAACAGCAAGAAUUAGAUGUCAGAUACAAAGAUUCUGCUUUGCCUAAACCCAAACACAUGCAUGAUAAGGCUAAAGAUCAGAAAAAGAACAGGGCAGGGAGCUGUCCCCAGACAAGGACAGAGGGCAGUUAGUACCUGGGUUUAGCAAGAACAGCUUGAACUGGACUGCAGGCUUGAGGGAGAAUACUACUUGCUGCUCUCCUCAAGCACCAGAUAUAAUCUCUACUGGGCAGUCCCACUUCAUUUAGCCCUGGAGCAUCUUGAUCAUAUUGUUCUCUUGUCUAGAGAUUGUACAUAGGCCCCAGCAAUGUUUAGGAUGUAGGAAACUGACCACAAAGCAUGGUUUAAAGUGUUUUUUAACUCUCUUCGCCUCCCUUCUCUUUCCAAGAUGCAGGUGAGCAACACUUGCUGCUGCCCUGACAGAGCUAUACUGCAACAAACUGCUGUACCUCCCUAUUUCUAGAACAGCUGUGUGAUAAAGCACACUGGUUCAUCACAUGCAUAGUCCAUAGCAAGACCAAGAUCAAUGACAGGUAGGGGCAGAGAGGAGCCUGCUGGUGCACGAGCCAUUCCCAUCCUAACCCAGCAGCGACAGUUGCAUCCUCAUCUCCAUCUUCUUGCUUCAUAUCCAUGUUCCAUUAAUUCACCUCCUUGGGGCAGCAUAAGGACUCUCCUGCUGUACAGGCAGCAAUGGUAAGAAAGCCUUUAUUAAAAACAGAUGGCCCUUUGACAAGCAUGUGGCAGUUACA
Messenger RNA from Gavialis gangeticus (Gharial), 3675 nucleotides. It is a transcript of the gene SRPX2, whose product is annotated as sushi repeat containing protein, X-linked 2. The record is from RefSeq and is a predicted model, not a curated record. NCBI's taxonomy places the organism in Eukaryota, Metazoa, Chordata, Crocodylia, Gavialidae. The coding region runs from base 914 to 2302 and encodes 462 amino acids. The transcript has 11 exons.